CAGCGGCAGCAGAGCUGGUGGGGAGGAGAGGAGCAUUUGAUCCGUGUCUGUAUGCAUGCACUCCCCGCCCCCUGUGGCUCCUUCACCGGAGAACAAAAGACGGACAAACUGCUUGAUCACAGGCGCCAUCCCCGCUGCUUCUCCUGCACAAUCUAAGCUGCAGACCGGGGUUUAUUAGCUAGAUGCUCAGUUCAGCCUGCUAGCCUUUGUGGCAGGGCUCUCCUUGCACUCAGAAGCAGGCUGGGAGAAGCCUCACCUCCUUUGCAUUGACACUAGAUCACCAUCAGAGACUGCGCAGACUGUGGAGCAUCUUCCUCCCCCGGGCUCGGUUCUCCUGCUCCUCGCCUUGCGCGCAGCGCCCCGCAGCCUGACAGCCGCUCAGGGGUUGAUGCGCAGCCUUCACCGCAGACAAUGAUGCGCAUCGCGGCCAACGUGUUGGCGGCAGGACUGCUUUUCCUGGGAUCACUGCACAGUUUUGAGAUGGUGGCUCCUUCCAGGGCUGUGGAUGCCCCCAGGAGUUGCAGCCCGAAGCAGUUUGUGUGUAAAGAUGGGGUGACGUGCAUCUCUAAAGGCUGGCGCUGUGAUCGCGAGAAGGACUGUCCAGAUGGAUCAGAUGAGGAUCCUGAUGUUUGUCCACACAGUUCUGUUUCACGCUGCCCACCCAACGAGUACCAGUGUGGGGGGACCGAGCUGUGCAUCCAUAUGAGCAAACUGUGCAACGGGGUCUCAGACUGCACUGACGGCUGGGAUGAGGGACCUCACUGCAGAGUGUAUAUAUCCAACUGUUCGCUGACUGGCUGUCAGGAACACUGUGCGAUCACUCCACAGGGCCCCGCUUGUUACUGUAACAGCGGCUAUGAGAUCAGCCCCGAUGGAAGGACGUGUAAAGACUUUGAUGAGUGCAGUGUGUAUGGGACCUGCAGUCAGACCUGUGCAAACACCAAUGGCUCCUACACCUGUUCCUGUGUGGAGGGAUAUCUGCUGCAGCCAGACAACCGCUCCUGCAAAGCCAAGAAUGUUCCGGUGGAGCGGCUGCCUGUCCUCCUGAUAGCCAACUCCCAGAACAUCCAAGCCACCUCCCUGAGCGGCUCCACGGUCCACAGCCCUCUGUCCAUCAGCACCAAGCAAACCACGGCCAUGGACUUCAUUUAUGCUAAGGAGACCAUCUGCUGGAUUCACAUGGGAGACUCCCCCUCAUCCACACACCUUAAAUGCGCCUCCAUCCCAAACCUGAAGAGCUUCACAGAUGAAAGAGUCAUCAACAUUUCCUUCAGCCUUCACCAUGUUGAACAGAUGGCCAUUGACUGGCUCACCGGAAACUUCUACUUUGUGGACGAUGUGGAUGACAGAAUCUUUGUAUGUGACAAAGAUGGGCAGACCUGCGUAACCCUCCUAGACCAGGAGCUGUACAAUCCUAAAGGCAUUGCUCUGGAUCCAACCAUGGGGAAGGUCUUCUUCACAGAUUAUGGUCAGAUCCCUAAGGUGGAGCGUUGUGACAUGGAUGGCCAGAACCGUACCAAACUAGUCGACACUAAGAUCGUGUUCCCCCAUGGCAUCACCCUGGACCUCGUCAGCAGGCUGGUGUACUGGGCUGAUGCUUACCUGGACUACAUCGAAGUGGUGGACUAUGAGGGCAAGAACCGUCACACCAUCAUCCAGGGGCUACUGAUUGAGCAUCUGUACGGGUUGACUGUGUUUGAGAACUACCUGUAUGCCACCAACUCAGACAAUGCUAACAUGCAGCCUAAAACCAGCGUGAUCCGGAUCAACCGCUUUAACAGCACCGACUACCAAGUAGUGACCAGAGUGGACAAAGGAGGAGCUCUGCAUGUUUACCACCAGAGACGUCAGCCUCCAGUACGCAGUCAUGCCUGCGAGAUGGAUCAGUUUGGAAAGGCUGGAGGCUGCUCAGACCUCUGUCUCCUCGGGAACGGACAUAAGACAAGAACGUGCCGCUGUCGCUCUGGAUUUAGUCUGGGCAGUGAUGGGAAGUCCUGCAAAAAGCCUGAGCAUGAGCUCUUCCUGGUCUAUGGCAAGGGCCGCCCAGGUGUCAUCAGGGGCAUGGACAUGAACGCCAAGGUACCAGACGAAUACAUGAUCCCCAUCGAGAACCUGAUGAACCCCAGAGCUCUCGACUUCCACGCAGGGAGUGAGUUCAUAUACUUUGCCGACGCCACAAACUACAUCAUUGGGCGACAGAAAAUCGACGGAACAGAGAGGGAUACAAUCCUGAAAGAAGGGAUCCACACAGUGGAAGGUAUAGCUGUGGACUGGAUGGGAAACAACUUGUACUGGACGGAUGACGGACCCAAGAAGACCAUCAGCGUAGCUCGGCUGGAAAAGGCCUCCCAGACCCGCAAAACACUCAUUGAGGGGAAAAUGACUCAUCCUCGUGCCAUUGUGGUGGAUCCUCUGCACGGGUGGAUGUAUUGGACAGAUUGGGAAGAGGAUCCCAAAGAGAGCAAAAGAGGCAAAAUCGAGCGGGCCUGGAUGGACGGCUCCAACAGAAACGUCUUCCUGACAAGCAAAACGGUGCUUUGGCCCAACGGACUCAGCCUGGAUAUCCCACAGGGCAUCCUCUACUGGGUGGAUGCCUACUAUGACCGCAUUGAGAUGGUCUAUCUCAACAAUUCUGGACGAAAGACGGUGUACGAAGGUAACGAGCUGAACCACGCCUUCGGCCUCUGCCACUAUAAACACUUCUUGUUCUGGAACGAAUACAGAAGCGGCAGCAUUUACAAACUGGACACCACCACCGGCACGGCCACCCUGCUUCGAAAUGAGCGCCCUCCCAUAUUUGAAAUUCGGAUGUACGAUGCUCAGCAGCAGCAAGGAUCUAAUGAAUGCCGUGUGUUUAAUGGUGGCUGCAGCAGUCUGUGUCUGGCCAUACCAGGAGGCAGACAAUGUGCUUGUGCAGAAGAUCAAAUACUGGACCCAUCUGACAAUACCACUUGCAAAGUCAACCCGUCUUACGCUCCCCCACCUCAGUGCCAGCCAGGGGAGUUUGCCUGCAAGAAUAACCGCUGUAUUCAGGAGCGCUGGAAAUGUGACGGGGAUAACGACUGUCUUGACAACAGUGAUGAGACUCCAGAUUUAUGUCACCAGCACACCUGCCCUGCUGACAAAUUUAAGUGCAAGAACAACCGCUGCAUCCCUCUGCGCUGGCUGUGCGACGGGGACAACGACUGCGGCAACGAUGAGGACGAAUCCAACACCACCUGCUCUGCCCGAACCUGCCCACCCAACCAGUUCUCCUGCACUAGUGGGCGCUGCAUCCCCGUCUCCUGGACGUGUGACCUGGAUGAUGACUGUGGCGAUCGGUCCGAUGAGCCUGCAUCCUGUGCUUACCCCACCUGCUUCCCCCUCACACAGUUUACAUGCAACAAUGGGCGUUGCAUCAACAUCAACUGGCGCUGUGAUAAUGAAAAGGAUUGUGACGACGGCUCUGAUGAGUUGAAUUGUCCAAAGCUGACCGAUAAUGACUGUGGGGAUAACAGUGAUGAAGCUGGGUGUCGGCACUCCUGCUCCACCACUCAGUUCAAGUGUAACAGCGGCCGCUGCAUCCCUAAUUACUGGACCUGUGAUGGAGAUAAUGACUGUGGGGACUACAGCGACGAGACCCAUGCAAACUGCACCAACACGGCCACACGUCCACCCGGUGGUUGUCAUACCGAUGAGUUUCAGUGUCGGAUGGACAGCCUGUGCAUCCCGCUGCGCUGGCGCUGCGAUGGAGACACCGACUGCAUGGACAUGAGUGAUGAGAAGAACUGCGAGGGCGUCACACCCAUGUGUGAUCCAACUGUCAAAUUUGGCUGCAGAGACUCCGCUCGCUGCAUCAGUAAAGCUUGGGUCUGUGACGGCGACAGCGACUGCGAGGACAAUUCGGAUGAGGAAAACUGCGAUGCCCUGGUGUGUAAGCUCUCCCACCACGUGUGUGCCAGCAACACUACCAUCUGCCUGUCUGCAGAGAAAAUCUGCAACGGCAUCGACGACUGCCCAGAUGGCUCUGACGAGAAACUUUGCGAUGUUUGCUCUAUGAACAACGGCGACUGUAGCCAUAACUGCACGGUGUCUCCCAUUGAGGGCGUGAUGUGCUCCUGUCCGCUGGGCAUGGAGCUUGGCCCUGACAACAAGACCUGUCAGAUACAGAGCUUCUGCGCCAAACACCUGAAGUGCAGUCAGCGUUGCGAACAGGACAAAUUCAGUGUGAAAUGCUCUUGUUACGAUGGCUGGGAACUUGAGUCAGAUAUGGAGAGCUGCAAGAGCACAGAUCCCUUCAAGCCAUUUAUUAUUUUCUCAAACCGCCAUGAAAUUCGGCGCAUUGAUUUGAACAAGGGGGAGUUCAGUGUCUUGGUGCCCGGCCUCAGAAACACCAUCGCCCUGGAUUUCCAUCUCAACCAGAGUUCCCUCUACUGGACUGAUGUGGUGGAAGACAAGAUCUAUCGUGGAAAGUUGUCUGAGAAUGGAGCUUUAACCAGCUUUGAUGUAGUGAUCCAGUACGGUCUCGCUACACCUGAGGGUCUGGCAGUGGACUGGAUAGCAGGAAACAUUUAUUGGGUGGAAAGCAACCUUGAUCAGAUCGAGGUAGCCAAGUUGGAUGGAACCAUGAGGACUACACUGCUGGCUGGGGAGGUGGAACACCCUAGGGCUAUUGCUCUUGACCCUCGCGACGGAAUUCUGUUUUGGACAGACUGGGACGCCAGUUUGCCGAGGAUUGAGGCUGCAUCCAUGAGUGGUGAAGGCAGGAAGACAAUCCACAAGGAGACGGGCAACGGAGGCUGGCCUAACGGACUCACUGUGGAUUAUCUGGAGCGGCGCAUCCUGUGGAUUGAUGCCAGAUCUGAUGCCAUUUAUUCUGCUAAGUAUGAUGGCUCUGGACUGAUCGAGGUUCUGAGGGGCCAUGAGUACCUCUCGCAUCCGUUUGCGGUCACCAUGUACGGUGGAGAGGUUUACUGGACCGACUGGAGAACCAACACACUUGCCAAGGCAAACAAGUGGACUGGGAACAAUGUGACCGUGGUCCAGAGAACCAAUACACAACCUUUUGACCUGCAGGUCUAUCAUCCAUCCAGACAGCCUCAAGCUCCCAACCCGUGUGCAGCUAAAGAUGGCAAAGAGCCCUGCUCCCACCUCUGCCUGAUCAACUACAAUCAGACUUUCUCAUGUGCUUGUCCUCACCUGAUGAAGUUGGGCCCCGACAGACGGACAUGCUUUGAGUCUCGUCAGUUCCUGCUAUAUGCUCGACAAAUAGAGAUCAGGGGAGUGGACAUUGACAACCCAUACUACAACUACAUCAUCUCCUUCACUGUGCCAGACAUCGACAAUGUGACUGUGGUGGACUACGACGCUCUAGAGCACCGCAUCUAUUGGUCAGAUGUGCGAACAAAAACGAUAAAGAGAGCUUUUAUUAACGGGACCGGAGUCGAGACUGUUGUUUCUGCUGAUCUACCCAAUACACACGGCCUGGCAGUGGACUGGGUGUCUAGGAACCUGUUCUGGACCAGUUAUGAUGCCAAUAAGAAGCAGAUUAACGUCGCCAGACUGGAUGGCUCCUUUAAAAAUGCUGUUAUCCAGGGCUUGGACAAACCACACUGUCUGGUGAUGCAUCCAAUCCUGGGGAAGCUGUACUGGACAGAUGGCGACAACAUCAGUAUGGCCAACACAGAUGGCAGCAACCUCAGGGUCCUCUUCACCAACCAGAAAGGCCCUAUCGGCCUUUCCAUUGACUUUGACACAGAGCAGCUCUACUGGAUCAGUUCAGGAAACAGCACCAUAAACCGCUGUAAACUGGAUGGUUCUGAACUGGAGUUUCUUGAAGCAGCUAAGGGAAAACUCAUCAAGGGAAGCGCUCUGGCUAUUAUGGGGGAUAAGCUGUGGUGGGCAGAUCAGGGAGCUGACCUGAUAGGAACAUGUGAUAAGAAAGAUGGAGGCAACUGGAAAGUCCUGAGAAACAGCACAUCACCCAUGAUGCACAUGAAGAUCUACAACGAAACUGUGCAGAAAGGCACCAAUCUCUGCAGCAAAAACAAUGGAGACUGUUCCCAGCUGUGCCUCCCCACAUCCCCGACCACUAGAGCCUGCAUGUGCACUGCGGGAUACAGUUUACGGACCGGGGAGCAGUCCUGCGAGGGAGUGGGGUCCUUCCUUCUGUACUCUGUUCAUGAAGGCAUUAGGGGUAUUCCUUUGGACCCCUCAGACAAAUCCGAUGCACUGGUUCCAGUUUCUGGCACCUCACUAGCUGUUGGCAUAGAUUUUCAUGCUGAGAAUGACACAAUCUACUGGGUGGAUAUGGGCCUGAGCACCAUCAGCAGAGCCAAGAGGGACCAGACCUGGAGGGAAGACGUGGUUACCAACGGCAUUGGGAGAGUCGAGGGAAUAGCUGUUGACUGGAUAGCUGGAAACAUCUAUUGGACCGACCAAGGGUUUGAUGUGAUCGAAGUGGCUCGACUGAAUGGCUCCUUCCGUUAUGUGGUGAUCUCCCAGGGCCUGGACAAGCCGCGCGCCAUCACAGUACAUCCUGAGAAAGGCUACCUGUUCUGGACAGAAUGGGGUCAGUACCCCCGCAUUGAACGCUCUCGCCUGGAUGGUUCACAGAGGGCCAUUCUGGUCAACGCUAGUAUUAGCUGGCCCAACGGCAUCUCUAUUGACUAUAAGGAGGGUCUGCUGUACUGGUGUGAUGCCAGGACAGACAAGAUUGAGCGAAUUAACUUGGAGACUGGAGAAAACAGGGAGGUGGUGCUGGCCAGCAAUAACAUGGACAUGUUCUCUGUUUCUCUGUUUGAGAGCUACAUCUACUGGAGUGAUAGGACACAUGCUAAUGGUUCUAUUAAGAGAGGCAGUAAAGAUAAUGCAACAGAAUCCGUCUCUCUGAGAACUGGUAUUGGGGUGCAGCUUAAAGAUAUCAAGGUUUUCAACAGAGCCAGGCAGCAAGGAACAAAUGUUUGCAAAGUGAAAAAUGGCGGCUGCGAACAGCUUUGUCUUUACCGUGGCAACGGCCAGCGAACAUGCGCCUGCGCUCAUGGCAUGCUAGCGGAAGAUGGCUGCCGAUGCCGCGACUAUGACGGAUACCUUCUCUAUUCGGAGCGCACCAUACUAAAGAGCGUCCACCUGUCGGACGAGAACAACCUGAACGCGCCCAUAAAGCCGUUUGAAGAUCCCGAUCACAUGAAGAACAUCAUAGCGCUGACAUUUGAUUAUAGAGGAGGAGGCGGUAAAGGAGCAAACCGCAUCUUCUUCAGCGACAUUCACUUCGGUAACAUCCAGCAGAUCAGCGAUGAUGGGUUGGACCGCAGAACCAUUGUAGAGAAUGUGGGCUCUGUGGAAGGUCUGGCAUACCACAGGGGCUGGGAUAUGUUAUACUGGACCAGCUUCACCACCUCAACCAUCACCCGUCACACUGUGGACCAAAGCCGCUGGGGCGCUGUCGAUCGGAACGUCGUGGUCACCAUGUCUGGAGACGACCACCCAAGGGCCUUCGUGCUUGACGAGUGUCAGAGCCUGAUGUUUUGGACCAAUUGGAAUGAGCAGUCUCCCAGCAUCAUGCGUGCAACACUAGCAGGUUCAAACGUCCUGGUGAUCAUUAACACACAUAUCAGAACCCCCAACGGGCUGGCCAUCGACCACCGAGCUGAGAAGCUGUAUUUCUCAGAUGCCACUCUUGACAAGAUUGAGCGUUGCGAGUAUGACGGCAGCCGGAGAUACGUGGUGCUAAAGAACGAGCCGGUUCAUCCGUUUGGCCUGGCUGUAUACGGAGACUACAUCUUCUGGACAGACUGGGUCAGGAGGGCUGUGCUUAGGGCUGACAAAUACACUGGUGGUGAAAUGAAGGUGUUGCGUGCUGACAUCCCCCAGCAGCCCAUGGGUAUUGUCGCUGUGGCCAAUGACACCAACAGUUGUGAGUUCUCUCUGUGUCGCUUCAAUAACGGAGGAUGUCAGGACCUCUGUCUGCUGAGCUCUGAAGGAAGAGUUACCUGCAGCUGCCGAGGCGACCGAAAGCUUCUGGAAGACAACACCUGCACUGGCGUCAACUCCACGUGUACUGGCGUCGAUGAGUUUGAGUGUGGAAACGGAGACUGCGUCAACUACACUCAGACUUGUGAUGGCGUGGCUCACUGCAAAGACAAGUCUGACGAGAAACAGUCCUACUGUGCUAAUCGCGUGUGCAAGAAGGGCUACAGGCGGUGUGCAAAUGGACGCUGCGUGGGGCAUAAUUCCUGGUGCAAUGGGCAGGAUGACUGUGGAGACAAUUCGGAUGAAAUCUUCUGCAACACCACGCUGUGCUCAGCCGAUCAAUUCCAGUGCAGAGACGGAAGCUGCAUCUCCAACUCCAGCAAGUGUAACCAGAAGGUUGACUGUGAGGACGCCAGUGAUGAGAUGAACUGCCCUCCGACGGACUGUUCCUCUUACUUCCGUCUGGGAGUGAAGAGCGUGACGUUUCAGAAGUGUGAGUUCACUACGCUGUGCUACGCCCUCACCUGGCAGUGCGAUGGGGCCAAUGACUGCGGGGACUUCUCAGAUGAAAAGAACUGCCCUGGGGCCGGUAGGACAAAGUGUGCUUUACCCUACUUUGGGUGUCCGAGCGGCCGCUGCAUUCCGAUGAGCUGGACAUGUGACGGCGAAAAUGACUGCGAGAAAGGUGCCGACGAAGAAAACUGCGAUAAGGUCUGCUCUCCGUCACAGUUUGAGUGUAAGAACCACCGCUGCAUUUACAGCCGCUGGGUGUGUGACGGCGCUGACGACUGCGGAGACAACAGCGACGAGGGCGCUCACUGCAAGAAUAAAAGCUGCAGUCCAGGAACAUUUCGCUGUCCUGGAUCAAAUGUGUGCAUUCCCCAGCGUUGGAAGUGUGACGGCGACAAAGACUGCCCUGAUGGGGCCGAUGAGAGUGUCACAGCAGGAUGUGUCUUUAACGACACAUGCAGCGGUGAUGAGUUCAUGUGCCAAAGCCGGGAAUGUAUCCCCAAGCACUUUGUGUGUGACCAUGACAGAGACUGCAGAGAUGGCUCAGAUGAGUCCCCGGAGUGCUACUACCCUCCAUGUGGUCCUGACAGUUUCCGCUGCUCUAACGGAAGCUGUCUGAUGCAUAAGUCCUGGGAGUGUGAUGGCGAGUUCGACUGCCAUGACCAUUCAGACGAAGCCCCGUUAAACCCUCACUGCUUAAGUCCAGAAAAGAAAUGCAAUGACAGCGCGUAUGCCUGCAGUAAUGGAAAGUGCAUUGCGGAGGCUCUGCUCUGUGACCAUAAGGAUGACUGCGGGGAUGGUUCUGAUGAGCUCAACUGCUUUAUCAACGAGUGCCUGAACAGUAAACUAAGCGGCUGCUCACAGCAGUGUGAGGACCUGAAAAAAGGCUUCAAGUGCCGAUGCCACCCGGGUUUCCGUCUCAAAGAUGAUAGGAAGACCUGUGUGGACAUAGAUGAAUGCACAACCACUUAUCCCUGCACACAGCGCUGCAUAAACACUCAUGGCAGCUACCACUGUCUGUGCGUGGAGGGAUUCCAGCUCAGCGAUGAGAACCCAACCUUAUGCAAAUCUAUUUCUGACGAGGAGCCUUUCCUCAUCUUUGCCAACCGCUAUUACCUGAGGAAGCUCAACUUGGAUGGCUCCAACUACACUCUGCUCAAACAGGGCUUAAACAAUGCCGUGGCUCUGGACUUUGACUAUCGGGAGCAGAUGAUUUAUUGGACAGAUGUGAACACGCAAGGGAGCAUGAUCAGAAGGAUGCACAUCAACGGCAGCAAUGUUCAGGUUCUUCACCGCACGCUGCUCAACAAUCCUGACGGUCUGGCUGUGGACUGGGUCGGAGGGAACCUGUACUGGUGUGAUAAAGGCCGGGACACAAUAGAGGUGUCAAAGCUGAAUGGAGCAUACCGGACGGUUCUGCUCAAUAGCGGUCUAAGGGAGCCACGUGCUAUUGCUGUGGAUGUUCGCUAUGGGUACUUGUACUGGUCUGACUGGGGGGACAACCCUCACAUUGGGAGGAUCGGGAUGGACGGCACCAACAGGAGCGUCAUCAUUAAGGAUAAGAUCACCUGGCCUAACGGAUUAACCCUGGACUUCAUCAACGACCGCAUCUACUGGGCGGAUGCUCGAGAGGACUACAUCGCCUUCGCCAGCAUGGAUGGAACCAACAGGCACACAGUCCUCUCCCAGGAUAUCCCUCACAUCUUUGCCAUGACUCUGUUCGAGGAGUACAUCUACUGGACCGACUGGGAAACAAAGUCUAUCAACAGAGCUCAUAAGACACAGGGCACCAACAAGACCAUGCUGAUCAGCACCCUGCACAGGCCGAUGGAUAUCCAUGUGUUCCACCCAUACCGCCAGCCCGAUGUGCAAGGCCAUCCAUGUCAGAUAAAUAACGGCGGCUGCAGUAACCUGUGUUUGCUCUCACCUGGUGGGGGUUACAAGUGUGCAUGUCCCACCAACUUCUACCUAGCCUCUGAUGGCAAACAGUGUCUGUCCAAUUGCACCGCCAGCCAGUUUGUCUGCAAGAAUGACAAAUGCAUUCCGUUUUGGUGGAAAUGUGACACAGAGGAUGAUUGUGGGGAUCGCUCCGAUGAGCCAGCAGACUGCCCCGAGUUUAAGUGCAAACCAGGCCAGUUCCAGUGCGGCACCGGCAUCUGUACCAACCCAGCCUACAUCUGCGAUGGAGACAAUGACUGUCAGGACAACUCUGACGAAGCAAACUGCGACAUUCACGUGUGCCUGCCAAGUCAGUUCAAGUGUUCUCAUCCCAAUCGCUGUAUCCCGGGGAUCUUCCGCUGCAACGGCCAGGACAACUGCGGGGAUGGAGAGGAUGAGAAGGACUGCCCUGAGGUCACAUGUGCACCAAACCAGUUCCAGUGUGCCAUGAGUAAGCGCUGCAUCCCCAGAGUGUGGGUGUGUGAUCGGGACAAUGACUGCGUGGAUGGCUCUGAUGAGCCCGCCAACUGCACUCAAAUGACAUGCGGCGUAGACGAGUUCCGCUGCAAGGACUCAGGCCGCUGCAUCCCGGCGCUCUGGAAGUGUGACGGCGAAGCAGACUGUGGAGACGCUUCAGAUGAACCCAAGGAUGAGUGCGAUGAGCGGACAUGCGAGCCUUACCAGUUUCGGUGCAAGAACAACCGUUGCGUUCCCGGCCGCUGGCAGUGCGACUAUGACAACGACUGUGGAGACAACUCGGAUGAGGAGAAGUGUGUGCCCAGAAAGUGCUCAGAGAGUGAGUUCGCCUGCACAAAUGGCCGUUGCAUCGCUGGUCGCUGGAAGUGUGAUGGGGAUCACGACUGCGCAGAUGGAUCAGAUGAGGAUGGCUGUGAUGUAAAAUGCGACAGUGAUCAGUUUCAAUGCAAAAACGGCCACUGUAUUCCCAUCCGCUGGCGCUGUGACUCUGAUGUCGACUGCGUGGAUGGCAGCGACGAGGAGAAAUGCGACAGCAGUGUGGGCAGACACUGCUCCCUGGAGGAGUUCCAGUGCAAUAACACUCUGUGUAAACCUCACCGCUGGAUGUGUGACGGUGAGGAUGACUGUGGAGACAAUUCAGAUGAGAACCCGACAGAGUGCGUUAAAUUUGUGUGUCCGCCGAUGAGGCAGUUCCGUUGCCACAACGACCGGGUGUGUGUUCCAGUCUCCAAGCGCUGCGAUGGCGUGAACAACUGUGGGGACAACAGCGACGAGCUCAACUGCCCAUCACAUCCGUUGACGCCGGUUUGCCAGAAGAACCAAUUCCAGUGCUCUAACGGUCGCUGCAUUAGCACUGAUCUGCUCUGCAACCACUUCAAUGACUGCGAGGACUACGGUUCAGAUGAAAUGAGCUGCGACACGAAAGAUAUGACGCUGAACAGAUGCCGCAGCAACUUAACCAUGUGUGGAGAUGGAGACGAAGCACACUGUGUUAUCAACGGCGCUGUCUCUUUCUGCUCCUGCAAGCCCGGCUUCCAGUCCACCGGACAGAAUAGAUGUGAAGAUAAGAACGAGUGCAAGCAGUUUGGAGUUUGUUCCCACAUCUGCAACAACACCAAAGGCUCCCACAAGUGCAGCUGUCACAAGUACUUCAGCAGAAUAAACAACACCUGCAAAGCUGAUGCUCAGGGACAUGUUCUUUACCUCGGGGACGACAAUGAAAUCCGGAGCCUGGACCCCUCUGUGCCAAACUGGCACUAUGAGCUGAUCUUCCAGGGUGACGCCAACGUGCGCAUCGAUGCCAUGGACCUGCAUGUGAAGACAAGUCGCCUUUACUGGACCAACUGGCACACAGGGCGCAUUUCCUACUACGACCUGCCGUCCUCAUCGUCCUCUCAAAACAGCAACCGGAACAGACGGCAGAGCGAUUCCCGGGUCAACAACCUUGAGAUUCCGGAGCUGAAGAUGCCACGGGGUAUUGCUGUGGACUGGGUAGCAGGGAACCUGUACUGGACCGACUCUGGUAGGGAUGUCAUUGAGGUGGCUCAGAUGGGCGGCGGACGGCACCACAAGACCCUGAUCUCUGGCAUGAUUGAUGAGCCCUAUGCUAUUGUGGUCGACCCCCAGAGAGGGAAAAUGUACUGGGCUGACUGGGGACACCACCCAAAGAUAGAAACAGCAGCUAUGGACGGAACCAUGAGAGAAACACUGGUUGAAGAAAACAUUGAGUGGCCAACUGGUCUGGCUGUUGACUACUUCAAUGAGCGCCUGUACUGGGCCGACGCCAAACUUUCACUGAUCUGCAGUGUGAGGCUAGACGGCAGUGAUAUGGUCGUGGCUGUGAACACUUUGAAAAACAAGCUUUAUCAUCCGUUCAGCAUUGACAUAUUCGAGGACCACAUCUACGGCGUCACCCACAUGACCAACUCCGUCUUCAGAGUGAAUAAGUUCGGGAUGGGACCUAUUGAAAACCUGGCGAAUGGGAUGAACCAUGCCACGGAUCUGGUGUUGCACCACAAGUAUAAGCAGCCUGAUGGAAACAAUCCCUGUGACAGAAAGAAAUGCGAGUGGCUCUGUCUGCUCAGCCCCAGCGGGCCAGUGUGCACCUGUCCUAAUGGACGUACCCUGGAUAAUGGCACCUGCGUAGAGCUGCCGACUCCCACGCUGUCUCCUCUCUCUCCCCCCAGUGGCCCCUGUAACAUCCAGUGCAUGAAUGGUGGCAGCUGCAUCCUGAACGCCCACAUGCAGCCAAAGUGUCGCUGCCAGCCUAACUACAGAGGUGAUCGAUGUGAGAUCGAUCAGUGCAAGGACUACUGCAAGAAUGGGGGCACAUGCACACCCUCCCCUACAGGUUCUCCUACCUGCAGGUGCCUGACAGGAUUUACAGGACCUACCUGUAACCUGCACACAUGUAAGAAUUACUGCAAGAAUGGUGGCAACUGCACCGUCAGUGCUGGAAACCAGCCCACCUGUCGCUGCCCUGCUGACUUCCUGGGCGACCAGUGCCAGUAUAGAAGCUGUGAAGGUCACUGUCUUAACGGGGGCACCUGCCUGCAGAGUGAGAGCGGCGUUAAAUCUUGCCGCUGUUCUCCUCGGUACAUCGGCGCCGCCUGCGAAAUCGACAGGUGUCACUACUGUCGGGAUGGCGAGUGCAUCCCCAGGGAUGGGUUUGUGACUACGGGGGAUUUCAGUUGUCGCUGCACAGAUGGCAGAAACCGCUCCACCUGUUAUACAUGCGAUACAAAUGAGUACUGUGCGAAUGGCCAGUGCUCUAUAAAUGCCAUCACCCACCUUCCAGAGUGCAGAUGCUCUCCUGGCUGGUCGGGGCAUCGCUGUGAGUCUGUGGCCAGCAGAGCUGACAGCACCAGUUCAAGUGGACACACGGCCUCUAUCGUGGUCUCGGUGUUGAUCCUGCUGCUGCUGAUUCUCCUCGCUGUCGGGGCCUUGUUGUGGUACAGGAAAAGAAUGAGCGGGUCUAGCCGGCCCGGAAAAACCGGCUCCAAGCGUUUGCGGGCAAAGGGCUUCCAGCACCAGAGGAUGACCAACGGGGCCAUGAAUGUUGAGAUCGGAAACCCUGCUUACAAGAUCUACGAGGGUGAGCCUGAUGAUGAUGCUGGGGAGCUGCUGGACGCAGAUUUCACUCUGGAUCCAGAUAAGCCCACCAACUUCACCAACCCCGUAUACGCCACUCUGUACAUGGGCGCCCACAACAGCCGCAACUCUCUGGCCAGCACAGAUGAGAAGAAGGAGCUGCUGUCACGUGGAGAUGAGGAGCCCCUGGUAGACCCCCUGGCAUAGACUGUCCUUCAUCCUACAACCUCCCCCUCAGAACGCAUCCAUCUUCUCGCCUUUUAAAGAAAAUCUAAACUACAACAGCAGAAGAAAAAAAAAAAUCCAAACAAAGUGUGAGAGAAAAUGGCUUCAGUGUGAACACUGUAUAAAUGUACAAAAUGAAGGACUACUUUUGUAUGUGAUUGCAGUAUUAUAUUUUUUUCUUUAGAGAUUCCUCUGGUCAAAAGUAAAACAACAUAAAAGCAUUUUCUAUGAGAUUUUUAAUUUACACUUCGUUCCUCACCCUUUACCUAAAUAGCCACUACCUCUUUGAGUAAAAAAAUAGAUUAAAAAAAACAAAACAAUGAAACAGAAACAGGAAAAUCAGAAAAGAUGCUACCAUUGGAGCAGUUUUAAUUUUUUUAUUUUUGUAUGAACUGUACAGAAUCGAAAACAUGUUUGAUCUCAGCCAGUGCCAACUGCUUGUGUUUAUGUGGACUUUGAGCAGGAUAAGGAUAGAAAGAGUCAAAGUUUUCUGAAUCGGUACGUAGAAUAAUGUCCUCCUGCAGGACUGUGUAGGGGUUUGUGUAUAGCACAUGUAAAAUGUCAGUAUCAGCCGCCAGCAACAGUAUUUUUAACAUAGAUUUUUUUUUUCCCUUCAGAAAGCGAUGUUCAUUAAAUGAUUGUGUCGUCUUCCUUGCACAGAACCGCACAUUUUACGGUACAAUGUGUACUGCUAGCUUUCUACCACACAGUGUGAGGAAGGUUCAGGAGGCGUGUUGGUGUGACUGUGGGUGUUACAGUCCAUACACGGACGUUAUUAAUGUUUUACACAGUUAUGGUGGCUGAUUUGCAGAUAAAGUGGUUUGUUGUACAGUAGGUGUCAUAUCUGCACUAUCUAGCUCUAGGUUACAAAGGUCUUCCUCCAGAUGAUAAGGAAGGGUUGGAGCGUUUUGCUUGUCUUUUAUUUUCUGUUGUAAAGACCAGAUAACGCGCAUCUGGUUGUGUGAAUAAAUGUGUCUUUUUGCCUUUUGAGAAUCAAAGUCUGUAAGUUCACUCUCGCCGUCUGAAGUGCAUUAUGUUCAUUUUGUCCUCAGCAGCUGCCUCUUUAUUCUCCUCUGUGCCCUGCUGCUGCUAACGUUGGUCCUCACGCUCGGCCUCUGUCCCCGAAAUGCUGCUUCUGUCAGAAAAGCAUCAGCCAUAUCUGAACGCUGGAGUGAGACGAUAAGAGUUUUCUAUGUGACGACGAUGAGUUUAUGCUUUGCUUACCUGUUCAGUGUUAUUUUACGCUGUAUGUUUUCAUGUUAAAAUCCAGAGAAGUACAAUCAUGUUACCUAAAGAACACUUUCUGCUGAAUCAUAAAUGCGUUUCCAGGAGUUUUUUUCUUUUGGAUAAGUCAUUUUUGUUAUUUUUAAAAUCAGGAAUGACUCAUAGCUUUUAUAUAGUACACCAUGCAUGGAAACGCUGACUUUCUUCUG
Cyprinodon variegatus (sheepshead minnow) is the source of this 15623-nucleotide messenger RNA. Its product is annotated as low-density lipoprotein receptor-related protein 1-like. The record is from RefSeq and is a predicted model, not a curated record. Bases 412 to 14172 code for a protein of 4586 amino acids. NCBI's taxonomy places the organism in Eukaryota, Metazoa, Chordata, Actinopteri, Cyprinodontiformes, Cyprinodontidae. The transcript has 91 exons. Gene Ontology annotation, molecular function: protein binding; calcium ion binding.